Leptosomus discolor (cuckoo roller) is the source of this 1749-nucleotide messenger RNA. The record is from RefSeq and is a predicted model, not a curated record. Lineage: Eukaryota; Metazoa; Chordata; Aves; Leptosomiformes; Leptosomidae.
AUGGGAUCGAAACAGAUUGCGCAGGAAACAUUUGAUGAUGCCGUGCAGGAAAACAUUACAGAAUUUGAAAUGGAUCCAGAAGAGGCUGUGAGAGAAGCUGUGCAGCAGUUUGAGUCCCAAGGUGUUGACCUCAGCAAUAUUGUGAAAGCCGUGCGGCAGCCUGCCUCUGAAAAUGGUCAGAAGCAAAAGCAUGAAAUUUUGCUGACUUUAGAUUCCCUCGGGAGAGCCGUUGCUGACUCUGACCUUGCUGAGAUGGCCGAGCAGCUCGUGCUCUUUGCUGACCAGUGCAAAGAACAGCUGGCUUUCCGCUACCUGGCUGGGCAGAACGGUGCCUAUUCUGUGGUAUUCUCUGCCUGCCAGCUGGCUUCAGGAGACAGAAGUUUGAUGCUGAAAGCCUUUUAUACUCUGUCUGCCAUCUUGGAUGGGCAGCCAGACCUACUUGACUCCGCUGGCCAGGAGCUCCUGCUACAAACUCUGAAAGAAUAUCAGGAGGAUGCGGAAAUGACGCUGGCCGGGAUCCGGUGCGUCCGGCACGCCUGCCUGAAACACGAGCAGAACCGUCAGGACUUUGUGAAGGGCGGAGUUCUGCCCCUCCUGACCGGAGCCAUCGUCCGGCACGGAGCCAGUGCCGACGUCGUGCGGACGGCCUGCUCGGCGCUCAGGAUCAUGACGUUUGAUGAUGACAUCCGCGUGCCCUUCGGGCACGCUCACGAUCAUGCUAAAAUGAUCGUGCUGGAAAAUGAUGGGUUAAGAGUCCUCAUUGAAGCUGCAAAAGCAUUCACAGAUAACUCCAGUGUUCUCAGUGAACUCUGUGCCACCCUUUCUCGCCUUUCUGUCAGGAAUGAAUUCUGUCAAGAAAUUGUGGACCUUGGGGGCUUAAAUUUUAUGGUGGCUCUCCUGGCUGACUGCAUCGACCACCCGGUGAGUGAUAGAAACUACUUGGGAGACGUGGUGAAGCAGGUGCUGUGUGCCAUCCGAGCCGUGGCGGGCAAUGACGACGUGAAAGAUGCCAUCGUUAGUGCUGGGGGCACGGACCUCAUCGUGCUCGCCAUAAGCCAUCACCUCGCCAACCCUCAGAUCUGUGAGCAAGGUUGUGCAGCCUUGUGCAUGCUGGCUCUGCGCAAACCCGAGAACUGUAACGUGAUCAUGGAAGGCGGAGGGGCGCUGGCAGCUCUUCAGGCCAUGAAAGCACACCCCCGAGAAGUGGCUGUGCAGAAACAGGCUUGCAUGCUGAUCCGCAACCUGGUCUCCCGGAGCCGGGACUUUUCUCAGCCCAUCUUGGAGAUGGGAGCUGAGAACCUCAUAACAGAAGCUCGUGCGACGCACAAGGACUGCGAUGACGUGGCCAAAGCUGCGCUGAGGGAUCUCGGCUGCAAAGUGGAGCUCCGAGAGCUGUGGACAGGUCAGAAGGGAAGCCUGGCGCAGUGACCCACCCCUCUGCUGAGCUGUGGAGCUUCAAGACAUCGACGUCCGUGAAGUCUGAGGGGGGAAACGAGGCGGCACGGAUUAAUUUGGAGUGACGUGGAACUGGAGUAUCUGAAGCAAAUGCCUGGCUUGGGAGGCUGCAGUGAACUUUUUAUCAGGAGCUACAGCUGAAAUGGCUUUAUGCAUUCACAGGCUGCCAAUCAACUCUGUGUAGUAAUCCUUCCCCAAAUCAUCUAAUGCCUGAAGAUGAUCUGCUCCCCCCCCCGUUAUGUGUGUUACUCGUGUACCGAGCAGGGCCGCUCUGUAAGAGCAACAGCGGCUCUU